Haliotis rufescens (red abalone) is the source of this 1004-nucleotide messenger RNA. RefSeq names its product tumor necrosis factor-like. NCBI's taxonomy places the organism in Eukaryota, Metazoa, Mollusca, Gastropoda, Lepetellida, Haliotidae. The transcript has 5 exons. Gene Ontology annotation, cellular component: membrane. Gene Ontology annotation, molecular function: tumor necrosis factor receptor binding. Bases 178 to 897 code for a protein of 239 amino acids. Gene Ontology annotation, biological process: immune response. The record is from RefSeq and is a predicted model, not a curated record.
GUUUGAGCUAGGAGAAACAGUCACGCAACGUUGCAACCAAGCUUUCAACACAACCGACGCUGAGUCGAUCGACAUGCCAUACAAUGGUCGGCAGUCGCAAGCGUACAAGGACUACGGUGGGAGAAACUCGUUAAAAUGAUCAGAUUUGGGCAGCAUCGAAAAGACUGAGAGUCAUUCAUGGCAAAGAUUGACCUGGUUGUGUGUGCGUCACUUCUUCUUUUGAACAUUGCAGUAGGCAUUACGGUUAUUUGCCUUGUUGUAUCCAGAAAGCACGACACGCAGAUAAGUAACACAGAAAACUUGAAGCAAGAAAUCAGCAAGAUUUAUGAAGGACUAAAAAUAACGAACGGUCAUGAUGAUGAUGGUGAUCAUGAACAGAAAGGUGCAAGGCAACCGAGCUCAUCAGCAGCAUUCCUGAACCUACUGAAACCUGUAGCACAUUUCCCUGGACUUGAGUUCCGUGGACUCAAUGGAACGACAAGAAAUGACACACCAAUAAGAACAUGGGUGCCGUUUGUUGGACCAGGGAGACGACUCUUGUAUAACGGGAUGCGGUAUGAAAAUGGCAGCAUCAUAAUCCCCGCCACGGGUGUGUAUGCUGUAUACAGCCAUGUCAAGUUCUACACAGAAAGGAAUCGUCGGGGAGAUAACGAAACUGAUUUCCACCAUUCAAUAAUGAGAUACAAUGCACUAAAACAUACGAAUAAAACUGCACUUGCUGACGCAGUGUCUGAGAAUAAAAACGACAUCAUUGACGGCGCUAGCCUGGAAUACUCCAGUGACAUCGAUGGACUUCUGCAACUCAAUGCUGGGGAUCAGUUGGUUGUUAAAGUAUCAAAGAUAAAACCACUGAGGCAUGACAGAGACUGGCACUACUUUGGUGUAUAUAUGAUUUAAACGCUACAUCUAGGCAAUCUGAUAGGUUGUUGUGAUAAAAGAGUUGAAAGCAAAUUUCAGAUCUCAUCUUUUCCUCCUGUGGUCCAAUGGACGAAUGGUUGCAUGUC